AUGGAGGGCACCAAAUUGAAGGCGGCUUUGCUGACAUGGCUUAUAGCUGCAGAAAAAGCCCACUGUUUCCCACGGGUGGGAACUGCGGUAGGAAGUAUACUGCAAAGUACAGCUGUUGAUUCUGCGACUUCCUUUGAGACCCAAUAUCCACCUUCAAACAGUGAGAGCAGGCUUCUCAUUCCAGAGUCUCAUCCAGUAUAUCGAGUAGCUUUGCAACACGACGGCCAUUCAUCACAGCAGCCGUUUCCCAAUUUUGACGUUGCUGAGUUUAUCGACGGCUUAGAAGACUUGUUGAGCUCAGCAAGCACGACGGUCUCAUCGUCGACUACUACAGCUGGAUCUGUGGCACAUACAGCGCAGACUCCGCCAGGUACUACUGUCGCCCAAGGACCCGUUACCACAGAGAUUUCGCUCCCAGUUGGACCGGAUCACCCCAAAACCAUGAAUGGUCAAGAUAUCUUCCAGCCGGUGGCCACUGGCCCUAUUCCUGCCAACAUCAAGUCUCGAGAUGAUCACCCAGUGAAGAACUUACACGUCAACACCUCCGAUCCUCUUUCAACCAACAAGUUCUACGCCGGACUCUUCCUCGGUACCCAGACCAAUGCAACUUUCACUCAACCCUACUCUCUGGCAUGGUCCAAGGGAGGCGGCUCCUUGAAGAGCUGGGGUAUGGGCAUCUCCCAUGUCCAGCCAGGCAUGCUCGCAUUCGGUCCUGAGAACCGAAAGAUUCCGGGAAAUCCAGUGCAGUACUAUAUCAACCCAAUUGGUCUGCAGCAUCUGAUUUUCUCUGCAACUGAACUCAAUCAGUCGAGCGUAAUGGACACCGAACAGCCCACGGCAUUCUCUGCCAACGCUGUCCUCAAGCGCUCCCCAGGCUCAGCUCAGCAGAUCACCUUCCCUCUUGUGCAAGGCAUGGGCUAUGCGACAGCGGUGUACAAUGAACUGGAGCCUCUGAUCGAAAGUGGCGUGUUUUUCCGCAAGGUCGUCAGCGCCGGUUCACCCAGACCAGGCAUUUUUAAAUAUAGAGUUGACAUUGAGGAUGACACGACCUGGCUCCUAUAUGCCACUCCGGCUGAUGGCAAAGAUCCAAAGUUCAAGCUAGUUUCGAAGUCCAGUCUUCGCGGCCCUGAGGGCUUCUCCGGUACCAUUCAGAUUGCCAAGAAUCCUGCUGGUACCUCUGGCGAGAAGUUCUACGAUAACUCGUCUGGUGUGUAUCCCACAACAGGACAUAUCUCAGGCUCUGUUACCGGUGAUGUUGGCAGCUACAGCCUCUCUUGGACCAAGGCCGGAAAGGAUGUUGCGGGCACUCCUCUCCUCAUGUUUGCGCUGCCCCAUCAUAUCCAAUCCUUCGAUAAGGCGACCCAGGGCCGCAUCACCAAUAUCAGCCUCCGCACCACUACCAAAGGCAAUGCUACAGCUGUCAUCGGAGAGAGCUGGACCAUGGUCGAACCAAAUCUGCCCGUCGAUAUAGGCUUCGCCCCAUGGUCACCCACCCACGGCAGUGCUCAUGAGCUCUCGCCCGCUGCCCAGCAGGCCAUUCUGGAGAUUGCUCCACAGGAACUGAAGCAGAACAUUUCCAAGCAGACAGAUCUGAACAGCAUGUACUACAGUGGCAAGGCGCUAAGCAAGUUCGCAACGCUAGUAUACACCGUCAACCAACUCGGCAACAACGUCGAUCUAGCCACGAACGCCUUCCAAGAACUAAAGAAGUCGUUCGCGAACUUCGUGCAGAACAAGCAGCAAUUCCCGCUCGCAUACGACACCGUCUGGAAGGGCGUUGUCUCGACUGCCGGGUAUAGCGGCGAUUUGAACCAGGAUUUCGGAAACACCGCGUACAACGACCACCAUUUCCACUACGGCUAUUUCGUCCAGGCCGCCGCCAUCAUCGGCUCCCUUGAUCCGGCCUGGCUGGCCGAGAACAAGGAAUGGGUUAACACGCUCGUUCGUGACGCUGGCAACUCCGUCGCAAAUGAUCCCCGCUUCCCCUUCUCCCGCUCGUUCGAUUGGUACAACGGCCACUCCUGGGCUAAGGGUCUCUUCGAGUCGUUUGACGGAAAGGACCAGGAGUCCACCUCGGAAGAUACCAUGUUCGCGUAUGCGAUCAAGCUAUGGGGAAAGACAACCGGUGAUGCGAGCAUGGAAGCUCGCGGCAACAUGAUGCUAGGCAUCUUGGGUCGAUCUCUGAACAACUAUUUCCUGAUGGAGGAGGGCAACACCAACCAACCGGCAAACUUCACUGCAAACAAGGUUACUGGAAUUCUAUUCGAGAACAAAGUCGACCACACCACUUACUUCGGCGCCAACCUCGAAUUCAUCCAAGGCAUCCACAUGCUCCCCCUAAUGCCCCACAGCCCCUUCACCCGCCGAAAAGAAUUCGUCCGACAAGAAUGGCAGGCCAUGUUCGCCGAGAAUGCCUCAACCCCAGCUUCCAAGGUUGACGGUGGGUGGAAGGGUGUGCUAUACGCCAAUCUCGCUCUCAUCGACCCCAAGGCGUCGUGGGAGUUCUUCGCCCAGCCGAAUUUCAAUUAUAGUUGGAUUGAUGGUGGAGCCACGCGCACUUGGUACUUGGCUUUUGCCGCUGGUCUUGGUGGCGCUUGA
This is a messenger RNA of Penicillium bovifimosum, 2598 nucleotides long. Its product is annotated as glucan endo-1,3-beta-D-glucosidase. Lineage: Eukaryota; Fungi; Ascomycota; Eurotiomycetes; Eurotiales; Aspergillaceae. Gene Ontology annotation, cellular component: cell surface. The transcript is spliced from 7 exons. The coding region runs from base 1 to 2598 and encodes 865 amino acids. The record is from RefSeq and is a predicted model, not a curated record. Gene Ontology annotation, molecular function: glucan endo-1,3-beta-D-glucosidase activity; endo-1,3(4)-beta-glucanase activity.